Messenger RNA from Fonsecaea pedrosoi CBS 271.37, 567 nucleotides. RefSeq lists its product as uncharacterized. The transcript has a single exon. The record is from RefSeq and is a predicted model, not a curated record. The coding region runs from base 1 to 567 and encodes 188 amino acids. Lineage: Eukaryota; Fungi; Ascomycota; Eurotiomycetes; Chaetothyriales; Herpotrichiellaceae.
AUGGCAUUCAACGCCAAAAACCUACAGUACAACAAGCAAGAGCCUUCCUUUCUCCGUAGAUUGAAAGGUGAAGUUGGAGGGCUCGAUGGACGAAACAACGUCCAGAUCCCUCGACCAAAGAGGGACAGGUUAAAGACCGGCGACGACGAUGAGGACGAACCAGUGAUUUUGGAUGAGCGAGGUGAGCGGGUCGAAAAGGCUGAGUUCGAGCGGAUGAUGAAGGGAGAAGACGGAACUCCAAACCCUUCCGAGGCGGAAGAUGCUGGUGCUACAGGGGCUCAACUGGCUGAACACCAGGAUGGCGAGAACCAUGAAAGACAGAAAGUGACGGAGAUUGGCUCUGCGGCGAAUGCGAAGAAGAGGAAGGUUGGCAAGGUUGUUGGAGGCGAGGAGGAGAGGGAAAUUAGCGAUGACCACAGAACGGAGAACGCGAAGAAACACAAAGACCCUCCCAAGGAGAAAGACGAGAAUCCCGCUGCAGGAAAAAUCGGACCGUCUGCAGCAAAGCCCGCAGCUAAGAAGAAAGGAAAGAAAAUCAAGUUGUCCUUUGACGAUCCAGAAGGAUGA